AUAUAAAUGUUCCAGGAACCGUGUGAAUACAUUUCCAAAAAUGGAGGUGAAUCGAGUAUCAAGUUUGAUUCUGAUACUCAGCACUGUUUUCUUGAUUUCUGCCGAAGGGAUAUUGGGAGCUGAUGAAACCAUCGUAAAGUUACCGAAAGGACGAAUUCAAGGACACAUUCUGAAGAGUUCGAAAGGGGCUAGCUACUAUGCAUUUCAGGAUAUUCCAUAUGCAGCACCACCUGUAGGUGAGAAUAGAUUCAAGGUUCCAAAAGAACACGAAGGUUGGAAUGGCAUAUUGGAUGCAACAAAUAAUACCAAAAUCUGUCAUCAAGGACUUUUUCCGGGUACAGUUAAUAUCAUUCUUCCACCUACUAACGCCACUCAAUCCGAAGACUGUUUAUUCUUGAAUGUUUAUACUCCUGUGAAACCCGGAGGCAACGAUUCUCUCUCUGUCUUUGUAUUCUUACAUUUGGGUGCAUACGUUUUUGGAGAUGGCUCGUUCGAAGUUUACGGUCCAAAACAUCUCAUGGAUCACAAUAUUGUUGUAGUAACAAUGAAUUAUCGAUUGGAUGCAUUAGGUUUUCUCACUACUGGGGACGGAGUUAUUCCUGGUAAUCUCGGUCUGAAAGAUCAAAAUUUUGCGCUGAAAUGGGUUAACAAAAACAUCAAGUUGUUCGGAGGAGAUCCCAAGAAAGUUACUCUAGGAGGGGGGAGUGCAGGAUCUAUGUCAACGGCUCAACAUUUAUUGAGCAAAAAAAGUAGAGGUCUAUUUAGCAGCGCCAUUUUACAAAGUGGUACAAUCAAUUCAUGGGGUUACCAAGCAACGCCAAGGGAAUAUGCUUUUACUCUGGGAAACAUUUUGGAUAACUCCAUCGGUUAUACGAAUUCUACUAAGCUUUUAUCAGUAUUGCAGAAGGCUUCAGCCGCUGACAUAAUGGCGGCUUCACAAAAGGUUCCAAAUCAAGAGAGCAAUACAGGUGUAGUUAAAGAUUCUGUUUUUGUACCAAUUAUUGAGGACCCCAGUUUAGAUGACACUUUCCUGACAGUGCCUAUGCAUGAUGCAUUUCGAGAUGGAAAAUUCACUCGAGUACCCACUUUGGUAGGCUUCAAUGAUGAGGAGGGAAUCACAUUCUAUCCAUUAAGUAUGUACAUUUACUUUAAUUUAGACUCUAAAAACAUGAGUCUUUUGGGAGACAAGUUAUGGAAAUUUUAUACAGGAAACACUUCAUUCAUAGAAAAUCCAGGAUCACUGCUAACUUUUUCCUCUGAUGACAUUAUUUCAAGAAGUAUAAUUCGUUUUGCUGAUAUUACGUCAAAGUAUACACCAACUUACUUUUAUAAACUAUCUUAUGGAGGCGAACCUUUUGUGAAUUUUCCUGGUGUUGGAACUGUAGGUCACGCAUUUGAAAUACCAAUCAUUUGGGACUGGACUUUUCUACCUGACAAACAUGAAUUUGAUAAUGUUAUACGUCAACGUAUGCUCAAAUUGUGGACAAAUUUCAUAAAGUACCACAAUCCCACUCCAAUAUCCGAUCCACUGUUACUGAAUGCAAAAUGGCCAGCUUUGAAACCAGGCAAACUCAAUUAUUUCAAUAUCAAUGUUACUUUCAGUAUUGGAACGAACCCAAGGCAUUAUAAUGAGGUGAAAAAAUUAUAUGAUCAGUAUGUACACUCGCCUUUAGUUACAUAUUGAAAUUGAAGUCGAUUUGAUACUUAUAUUAUGUUUUUU
Molecule: messenger RNA, 1720 nt
Organism: Leptinotarsa decemlineata (Colorado potato beetle)
Lineage: Eukaryota; Metazoa; Arthropoda; Insecta; Coleoptera; Chrysomelidae
Product: juvenile hormone esterase
Source: RefSeq, a predicted model, not a curated record